Messenger RNA from Trametes versicolor FP-101664 SS1, 708 nucleotides. RefSeq lists its product as uncharacterized. NCBI's taxonomy places the organism in Eukaryota, Fungi, Basidiomycota, Agaricomycetes, Polyporales, Polyporaceae. The coding region runs from base 191 to 355 and encodes 54 amino acids. The transcript is spliced from 2 exons. The record is from RefSeq and is a predicted model, not a curated record.
ACGGCCGAGACGCGCACGCACAAGGCCGUGCAGCGUCUUCCCAACGCGGUUUGCUCGCAGGACGACCGAGACGCACGCGAGAUCGUGGAAUGUCUCCUUGCGAUAUGGUUGAGCGAGGGGCACGGCACCUCGGAUACGUAUGGUCCGGCACAACCCUCGCUGACAAUAACAGAUCCGGACAAGUCGCUUCAUGCAGCGCCGCCGUUUGCGAUAUGCGCUGCUGGCCCCUAAGUUCGGCACAACCCCGUAUGAGGGCCGCGAGCCGCCUGGGCAUUUGACGGUGGACGGCAGUACUCAGGACUCGGGACUCCCGUGUCAUGCGCUAGAACAUCGCCAGGGGAACGAACAUUUCUAGAGCAUCAGCGUCGGUCCGCGUGCAUAGGUGCUAACUCGAUCCUGGUUCUAUACGCUACGCCGGGGGCGCGUACGAACCGGACAUCUCGGGCGAUCCUCAAACGUGCGCACGAAGCUUGCCGUUGAGGUACCCGGCGUGUCCUGUACCGCCGCCACUUCGCUCAAUCGGUAUCUGCUGGUGGCGGCUCAGGAUGGCGGAGCGCAACCCUGCGCGAAAAGAAUGGGCAGCGGGGCACAUGGUACCAUCGUGAAGAUAGUACGACACGACGAGGGCAUGGGAGCUCGAUAUUGUAUGCACUUGGCGGCACGGACGUCCCGCAUUCACCGACAUGCUUGGAAGUGCUGCCGCACCUC